Zingiber officinale is the source of this 3216-nucleotide messenger RNA. RefSeq names its product receptor protein kinase TMK1-like. The record is from RefSeq and is a predicted model, not a curated record. Gene Ontology annotation, molecular function: protein kinase activity; ATP binding. Gene Ontology annotation, biological process: protein phosphorylation. Bases 50 to 3061 code for a protein of 1003 amino acids. Lineage: Eukaryota; Viridiplantae; Streptophyta; Magnoliopsida; Zingiberales; Zingiberaceae. The transcript has 2 exons.
UAGUACAGCCAGGCAGCGUGUCGCCGUCCCCAUCGCCCCGGUUGGCCCCAUGCUGCUUCCCCGCUCCAUGUGCUCUCAAAACUCUCGCAGCUCUCCCUCCCUCCCUCUCUCCGCCUAUUCUCCAGCACCAUGCUGCUCCUCGAAUCUCCACUCAAACACUAGAGCUUCCCUGACCAUGGACGAUUUCCCGCCGCCCCGCCUCCCGGCGACACUCCUCGAUCUAGUGGUUUGCGCCGCCCUUUUCAUUUUCCUCGCCCUAGCGUCCAGCACCACCGUCGCUGAGACGGACCCCGGUGAUCUGGCGGCAAUGCAGGCUCUCGCCUCCGAUCUGGGCGCCGACCGCGCCCUCUCUUGGUCGCCCUCCUCCGAUCCCUGCUCCUCUUGGAGCGGCGUCGUAUGCUCCGGCGUCCGUGUCACCGCCAUCCAGGUUGGUAAUAAGAGCCUCGCCGGGUCUCUCCCACCCGACGUACGCAACCUUACUCAUCUCGUCCGCCUCGAGCUCCAGCAAAACCGCCUCUCUGGGAAGCUACCUUCGCUAGCGGGGCUAUCCUCCUUGCAGUUCCUCCUCCUCCACAGCAACCUCUUCUCCUCCAUUCCUGAUGACUUCUUCUCCGGGCUGUCUUCUCUCCAGGCCGCUUUCCUUGAUGACAAUCCCUUCGCCCCUUGGAAUCUCCCCGCAUCUCUUGGUGAUGCCGUUGCUCUUGUGAACUUCUCCGCCAACACCGCUAAUGUCACUGGCUCCCUCCCUGACUUCUUCGCUACUUCCUUCCCUGGGCUUGAUCACCUUGGCCUUGCCUACAACCUGCUCUCCGGUCCCGUCCCUGCAGCUUUUGUUGGCGCCCCUUUACGUUCGCUCUGGCUCAACAACCAGCAGGGCUCUGUCCGCCUCUCGGGUGGGAUCGCCUUUAUAGAGAACAUGAUCGCCCUCGAGGUGCUAUGGCUCCAGUCUAACGACUUCUCCGGGCCUCUCCCCGACUUUUCUAGGCUCACUAAUUUGGCCAUUCUUGAGCUCCGAGAUAACCAGUUUUCCGGCACUGUGCCCAGUUCUUUGACUGAGCUCAAGUCGCUGACUAAGGUCACCCUCACCAACAACUUGCUGCAGGGCCCUUUGCCAGUCUUCCCUGCUUCUGUGAAUCUGGACCUCAAGCCUGAAAGCGAGAGUUUUUGUCUCGCGAAACUAGGGAGGUGCGAUGACCUCGUCGAUCUCUUGCUUUCUGUCGCCAAAAAUUUUGACUACCCGGUUCGUUUUGCACACAACUGGAAGGGGAAUGACCCUUGCGGGUGGGAGGGGAUCACCUGCGACGCCAAUGGCAACAUCACUGUGAUCAAUUUCCAAAAGAUGGGUCUGAAUGGUACAAUCUCACCGGAUUUUGGUUUGUUCACCUCGUUGCAGAAGCUGCUGUUAUCAAAUAACAAUCUCACCGGGGCAAUCCCCUCCACGCUCAUCAAUUUGACUGCGCUUAAGGAAUUGGACGUGUCCAAUAAUUCGCUUUGGGGGAAAGUGCCCAUAUUUAGUCAGAAUGUAGUGGUGAGGACUGAUGGAAAUGUACAUAUAGGGAAGGAUACUGUUGCUCCUCCAGGAUUGCAACCUGGUGCCACUCACAGCGGAAGCAAUCCAAACCCGGAAGUCUCUGCUGAUGGAAAUAGCAGCGGCAGUGAGAAGUCAUUUUCUGGGCCUGUAGUUGUUAUUGUGGGUUCAGUGAUUGCCAUGGUUGUUGUCGUCAGCCUUAUUGCAUUGUCAGGCUUUUGCUAUUACAGAAGGAAGAAGCAGAAUUUUGGUAGAGUUCAGAGUCCAAACACAACAGUGAUACACCCACGAUAUUCAGGGUCUGAUGAUUUGGUUAAGAUCUCAGUUGUGGAUUCAAUUGCCAAUGGAGGCACAAAUGCAAGCGAGUCGUACAGCCAGACGAGUAGUGGUCCUAGUGAUGUUCAUGUAGUUGACGCAGGAAACAUGGUGAUCUCGAUUCAGGUUCUUAGGAAUGUCACCAACAAUUUUAGUGAAAAGAACAUAUUGGGUCGUGGUGGUUUUGGUACAGUCUACAAGGGUGAGCUCCAUGAUGGUACCAAGAUUGCAGUCAAAAGGAUGGAAGCUGGCAUCCUAGGGACAAAAGGCUUGAAUGAGUUUAAAUCUGAGAUUGCAGUCCUCACCAAAGUUAGGCACCGGAAUUUGGUUUCACUUCUUGGUUACUGCUUGGAUGGGAACGAAAGGCUCUUGGUCUAUGAAUACAUGCCCCAAGGGACAUUGAGUCGACAUCUUUUGGACUGGAAGGAAGAAGGGCUAAAGCCUUUGGAAUGGAAGAAAAGGCUAAGCAUUGCCCUGGAUGUGGCAAGAGGUGUGGAGUAUUUGCACAAUUUGGCACAUCAAAGUUUCAUCCACAGGGAUCUUAAACCUUCAAACAUCCUCCUUGGGGAUGAUAUGAAAGCUAAAGUUGCAGAUUUUGGCCUUGUACGCCUUGCUCCAGAUGGAAAAGGUUGUUCUGUUGAAACAAGGCUAGCUGGUACAUUUGGUUAUCUUGCUCCAGAAUAUGCCGUGACGGGUCGAGUGACGACAAAGGCUGAUGUAUUUAGCUUUGGAGUGGUAUUGAUGGAGAUAAUCACUGGUAGGAAGGCUCUUGAUGAGAACCAGCCAGAGGAGAGUGUGCACUUGGUCACAUGGUUUCGAAGGAUGCAACUUAACAAGGACACAUUCCGGAAGGCCAUUGACUCAACGAUCCAUCUUGAUGAGGAGACCUUUGCAAGCAUCAGCACGGUUGCAGAGCUAGCUGGUCAUUGCUGUGCUAGAGAGCCUCACCAAAGGCCAGAUACGGGGCACGCAGUCAAUGUCCUUUCAUCACUUGCGGAACUCUGGAAGCCAUCCAUUCUGAAUUCUGAGGACAGUUACGGAAUUGACCUUGACAUGUCUCUUCCUCAAGCACUAAAAAAAUGGCAGGCAUUUGAUGACAGCAGUCGUUUUGAUGGAGCCACAUCAUCAUUUGUGGCAAGCUUGGACAACACUCAGACCAGCAUACCAACAAGACCACCAGGUUUUGCAGAUUCCUUUACCUCAGCUGAUGGAAGAUAAAAUUAACAGAAGAGAACUAGAACUAUGCAGUUCUGAGCUCUGUUCAUUCUUGUGUAUUGUUUGGUUUUUUUCAUCAUCACGUUUCUGUUUUUCCGUCUUGUGAAUGUAUCUUGAAGGCCAUCUGAACUUGAUUAUCUUAAAACCUUCUCAGAUCA